AUUUUUGAGCUAUUUACUGCAUAUCGUGACUGAAAUCAUGGAUUUAAUUAGACCAACAAAAGAAACUUUAUUAAGUGAAAUAAUUACGAGAAAUCAGGAAGCAAUAUAUGAUUCAACUAAAAAACGGCCACUUGGUUGUUCAUCCAUACAAGAUUUAUCACCUCAUUUGGAUAAAUAUAAAACAACAUUUGGAAUGAUAUAUGAAAAAGGGGAAAGAGCCGGAGAUUUAAUAAACCCACGAAGAAAACGUAUUGAUAUUACAAAUGAAGAAUUAGAGAAUCAUCAACAUUAUCUCAUUUCGCAUAAACAUUUAUCCCCUGGUGAGCAGGCGCAUAGAAAUUAUAAAAAUUUUAAUGAUAAACAAGUAUUUGGUAUGCAUACAAAUUGUGACCCACGUGGAAUACACGUAGGUCGAGCUAUGAAUUGGACGUUUAGUGAUUCUAACAAUCAGAACAUAGCCAUUAUGAACAAAACACAAAGUGAUCACAAAAUGAAGCAUGGUGAUAUUUUGGGUAAAGUUAGAGAUCCAAUACGUGAUACAAUGAAAAUUCCUGAUGAUCAUAUAUUUGGGUUAAUUAAUAAAACUAAUGAUAUUACAGUUGGCCAGCUACUACAUGGUUUAUUACCAAGAAAUAUAUCUGGAUUAUAUACUGACGACAGUAGCAUUGAUAAACAAAGUGAAUUCAACAAGAAAAAAUACACAGAGUACAGUGAUAGGUUCAAAUUAAUAAUGUCGGUUAUUCAUCAUGCUCUUAGAAAAGCACAUUACACACAUGGACCAGAAAUUAUCGCCACUCUUUGUCAACUAGCUAAUAAGUCGAAUCUUAUUCCAAUGAUUGAUGCACGUCAAAUUUUUAAUCAUUUUCAAGUACCAUUAGAUGAAGAGUUAACAGAACAUUUAUUUGAUUUAAUCACAGUACCAGCGUCAAAUGAAAUGAUUGAACAUGUUAAAGAAUGUAUAAAGCAUAAUAAAGCGAACAAUAUAAGUAAUGAGAAACAUUAUCAUAUUGAGAAUGAUAUGAUUAAUUGGGCAAUUGAUUGGUGUAAAUUAAGUGAAUUAUUGAAUUGGAAUAAUGAUAAAUCUAUGCGAAAUUGCUGUUCUGGUUUUACUACUAUUACUAGAAAUAAUAAUAGUAGUAUUGUUAAACCAGAAUGUUAUGAGGAUACUGAAAAUGUCCGCAGUCGUCUUCAACGUGCUAUUCAAGCAAAUAUUCAUCAUUGGACAACAACAAAUUCCAUAUACACUGGUAAUCUUAAUGGAUUAAUUAAUACAGAUAAUUGGGAAAUCCUUGGUGAAAAAAGCCUUCAACUUGAUAAAUUAGUACCUAAGUUUCGUAGAACUACUGAUCACGCACAUUACGGUGAUGAAGCUGGUGUUGGAUCAAUUAUAAGUCCAAGUAUAUUCACAGACUAUGGAUUAACUAACAGAGAUCUACUAACUCUACGUAAUAAACAAGAUGUUAGUUUGUUUUCUUCAACAGUUUGAUCAUAUUUAAAUUUUCGAUAGCAUUGGCAGUAAUGUAACUAAUUAAUCAGUUACAGGGUCUUGUACUAGAAUUUAACCUCAUAGUAUUUCGUUUGAAGGCAAAUAAUGUCAACGUUUGAUUGCUCGAAUUGACUUGAAUGACACACUCAGUAGACUCACAAUCACUUGAGUUUAUCCCAAAGAGAACAAGAUUUAUUUUUUACGUUAUUUAUUUAUGAAUUGUAAAAAAUUAGAUUAGAGAAACAGACUGAUGGGCUGUGAUUUCAAUUAAUAUUAAGUGAUUGAAGACAGGAACCCUAUAGAUUUUUUAUUAUUUAUGACUUACUGGAGUGAUAUACCUAAAGUCUUGAAGGGAUUGGUUGAAUGCACAUCGGUCAGUGACCAAGAAAAAAAUUUUCUUGAUUUUAUUUUCAUAAGUGAUUUUAUAAUUAUUUAGUAAAUUUCAUAUCAGAUUUGGUUUUAUUGAUAAAUUGCCUGGUUAAUUAACAUAUCACAAGAUGGUCUAUCGAAAACUAAGUGAGUAUGGAAAUGUUGGCUCCCCAAUGUCCUGGUACGGAUGAGGGUGGGGAGAGUUAACUCUUCCUCUCGAAAUGCUCUCACAUGGUCACACAUAUACAAAUGUUUCCAGGGAAGUCGUACUCACUACCUUCGUGUGGCGGGGGUGUUGCUUACGAAGUUGAGCGGACGAAAAGCGAAUGUCCAGCGCUUUAACCGGGUUAGUGGAUGUGAAGGGUCCACCAAAGGGAGUUGGAAAACAUUGAUUUCAAACCAAUGGUGUACAUAGGCUCGAGGAUCCUGAGGGAACAAAUGUUUUAUGAAGUUAUUGUUGGCCACCGACUACCGUGGGACUGCAUCUCUAAACGUUGCUCCACUGUUUUGUGGAUCAGACCUUUAGGCCGAAGGCUCUGGGUGUGGCCCCCCAAGAAAACCACCUGCUUCGAUCUAUGCACCCGGGCAGUAUCACAGUCUAUACACAAAUCAAGUGACUUGUGUGGCGCAAGUGUAUUCAGUGCCGCUUUGUACCAAUAUUUAUGUGUUCAAAUAAAUAAAAUACAAGCAUUACUUUCGUAAAUAAAUGUUAAAUUUACAGGGAAUAAUGUAAUCUAAGUAAAACUACAUACAACUUCACUGAAAAGUUUUGUCUACCACCCGGAAUAAUUUGAUAUUCAUGAGUUUAUAAAAAUGUCAGUGACAAGUGUGAAUGAACUGAUUAUUUGAUUUUCCUUAUUGGGUUUUAUAUAAUCAUUUCCAGUAGGUAAAAAUAAAACUCAAUAAUGUUCAUUUACUCAAGUAAGAUUAGAUUAAAUACAUUUUGAUAUUGAUAAGUCUUGCUAAUUGAACGUUAUUCUCGUAACUAUCAAGCUAGAACUACACAGCGACCUGAACACUAGAGAAAAGGCGCAAAAUAUGCGAGAAGUACUUUACUCCAAAGGUUCGUUUUUGUGCAGAAAAUAUGGGGUUUUUAUAGUAUUUUAGAUGUCCUUGGGUUUCCCGAAAAUUCUGGGACGCUACUAAACAUAGUAGCAAUAUAGUAAUCAGCCAUUCAGAAACUCUACAUGUGACUCUUCACUUUCUUGAUGUUUCUGGCUAAACUUCAACUGAACGCUGAUUGGAUAAAAUGCUUCUUAGUGUUUCUUGAGCCUUUCUUGUCUUUUGCAGGAAGUUUUCUGGAUCACACCAACAGAUAUAUAUACUAGAGUUUUAACUAGUUCUGAGCGAAACAAGUCAGGAUAUAGUGGUGCACAACACACAUUAUACCAUGCAAGAUAAUAAUUUUAAAUUGAUUUUUAGUAAUGUCUUAAGUCAUUUGCUUUUUUAGUCUAUACCAGUGAUAUGGGUAUGGGUAAGCCACUUCUAUAUAAAGAUGAGCUUAAAGUAGUGUAUUCAUUUUCCCUUCAUCAUUUGGAGAAUAUACAGUGUUGCGCCAAUAUGGAGCUCAGGAAGAUAGCCUAGUGGUGCUCAAAAUGGCAGUCGGAUGGAUGUGCUUCGGUCAUACAUCGCUCAAAUUAGGUCUUACUAUAAAUGGUCAGAUAUUAUUUAAGUUACAUUCACUAGUGAACUUGGGACUUAGAUACUAUUACAAUUUGUACCUCGCAGAACAGAUCUCGAAAGAGUCUUCCAAGUCCAAACGUCCUAUGGUUUGCAUAAUUCAUAACUUCCAUAACGAGUCACGUAUUUUAAUGAGUCAAGUUUGUGUUCGACCACUCCUAUAACACUGAUUGUUUAUUCUUAGUAGAGUUCGCAUAAAGUAUAAAUUAAGGUUGGGAUCCGUUCAGAGACGAUUUACACUUUGCAUUCCUGGGACAGAUUGUACCUUGAAUUACAAGUCCAUAUGCAACGACCUUGGAAUGGACCCUUUAUAGAAGAGCAAACCCAAACUAAAUCAAAUUUUUUCUUUAAAAUGCUUAAUAAACUGUCCUUUACAUACAGUGGAGUAAUUCAAUAAUCAGAAACCCCUAGUUAAAGUAUCAAUAACUAUUUGUCCCUAGAGAAACAAUCACAUUUUAAAUCUUCUUUCCGUAUGAAUUACAUUACCAAUAGGUUUUCCAGACACGAAUCAUUUUUCAAAAUCUGUCCGUGAAAUAAAAUUACUGACAUCCUUUGUCCGCUAUAUCGAUACUUACUUUUCUUCUAAAGACAGCUUAGAUGUGCUGACACCUGUAAGUAUAUCUCAUUGCACAAGUGAGAUUAUAGUAACUUCAAAUACUUAAUAGUUUUUAUUACUGAAUAUGCUAAGUAAACCUCCGCGCAGUUGUUACGUUACACUAACAUCGUCCCUGAUAAACUUAACUAAUUUGUGUAAUAACCUGACACAUGUUAUGGUAGACCCGACUGACCUAUCGUAGUAAUUAUUGCUUUUGUUGUUCCGUGCUCUCUGCUUCCGUUUUAUUUUAUCUAGUUGUAGGUGGUUAUAAUCAAUUCUUAUGGCACAGGAAAUAAACUCGAAUGCACUGUUCAUACAACAAUAGGAUGUCCACUUAAAAAAGCUCAAAGGUUCCCGGCUGAUUUCUUUCACUGCUGUAAUUAAUGUGAAAAACACAUUACUGUGAACAAAGCACUCCAAAACAAUUUAGUAUCACAUAUCUGUUCUCAACUUUUUGGUUAUUUAUACUUUGUGGAAUCAAGUCAGACAAGCGAAGCUAUACUUUAUGAUUUAGUUAACAUUAUAACAUUCAUAUUUAAACUGUAUUUCAUUAGUUACGUUCAAGUCUUGUUAGUUACAUUAACAGAAACGUAGAUACAUUCGGAUAGUCAAUUGUUAAUAGGCUCAAAUGUACAGUUAGAAUUUCACUGUUAGCCAUCAAUUAUAUUAUGACCUACUUGC
Molecule: messenger RNA, 4811 nt
Organism: Schistosoma intercalatum
Lineage: Eukaryota; Metazoa; Platyhelminthes; Trematoda; Strigeidida; Schistosomatidae
Source: the annotation of a GenBank genome assembly